AGAUAGUUUGUUUUCUAUUUCUGAACGGAAAUAAAAGUGAUAUUAGUCGAGAAUAAAGUCAGAUACCAUUUAUACUAGAGUUCAGAUUAUACCCCCCGCCAUAAAGACAAGUAGCAGAGUCCAUUUGGCAUUCUUUCAUCUUUCAUCCCAAUCUUGCUCUGUCUCAUGCUCGAGGCUUCAUAUACCUUUUUCGCCAUGGUCAAACUUUCUGUCGCGCAUUUAGCCUUUGCUACAUUAGCUGGCGCCUCGACAGUGUCGGUGCCAUCACCAAGGGACUUGUUCGACGACUCUUGUGCUCCCUUCCGUUUACCACCACGAUCCGUAAAUAGGACAUAUCUGGAUCAAACCACCGUUGGGCAGGCGUGGAUUGAACCACCAUUUGGGUUUGGCUAUGGCAAAUGGGCGCUGGCAUGGACCAGUAUAGAAGAGUACUGGGGUUGGUCGAACAUGCAGAAUGAGUGGUAUCCCCUGAGCAGUACAGUGGACGGAGGGCAUGUAUCGGAUCUGCACGCGACGGUCAUCGCCGACGUGAAUUCAUUCCAACUUGGCGACAAUGACACGGUCAUCACCACACCAGGAACCGACACGCCGCUGCCAGGGCAAAAGCACGCCUGGAACUACACCGUCCCAGCCGAGAUCAUGGCUGAGACGGAUAACACGGCGUGGGUUGGGUGGGGAUUCGACUUCUAUGAGCAGGGCGCUCCUUACUUUGUGAGCUACGACGCCUCGACAGUCGGCGUGAAGAACGUCUCGCAUGGAGUGUUAAUCUACAGCGCGCGCGAGCGAGGGCCCUCAGACAGAACGGUGGGGGAGAUUGCGGAUUGCUACGACAAAUUGGGCAGCAUAGUCUUUGCCGCUCUGUUUAGGUCGAUGCAGAGGACACCGACAGAUGGCCGCCGCAGCAACAACUUAUCGUGGCGUGGACCAUCGGCGCAUGUAGAGAACCAAUGGAGAGGAACAGCGCCGUUCCAGCAGCGUCCAUUGCAGUAGCAAGUUUCAAUCUGGAAAAGCAUGUUCAAGUUCCAGACCGGGACAUUGAUAAUCUAAUGUGUUAUUGUAAACUACGUUCAGGUGCGCUGACUCUUUGAGUUUAGCGCACCCGCUUCGAGUAUCGCUUCUCGCUUACCGAGCCGCUGCUUUUAACGACGUUUAUAAGAACCCUCUUUCUUCCCUCAUCAAAUUCUUGACCGAUUUC
Molecule: messenger RNA, 1195 nt
Organism: Pseudogymnoascus destructans
Lineage: Eukaryota; Fungi; Ascomycota; Leotiomycetes; Thelebolales; Thelebolaceae
Exons: 3
Coding region: 166-990 (274 amino acids)
Source: RefSeq, a predicted model, not a curated record